UUCGGUGACGGAGGCUGCACAAUAUUUGGGGUGCCAUUGUGUGUCCCCGCCAUAUUGUCGUCCUGUGUCUUUGGCUGAGGCCCCCAGAUCUCUCCCCUCGGUAUCUGCGUCCCCUCCACUGACUGCAGGAGUCUCAGGAGGACAACAGGACACCCAGUGACUGGAAAUGGAGUCAGUGACCUUUGAGGAUGUGGCUGUGAACUUCACCCUGGAGGAGUGGGCUUUGCUGGAUCCAUCCCAGAAGGACCUCUACAAAGAUGUGAUGCAGGAGACCUUGAGGAACCUGACCUAUAUAGGAAACAAAUGGCAACAACAAAAUGUUGAAAAUGAAUAUGAAAGUCUCUGGAGAAAACUAAGGUAAUUUGUAUCCUAGGAGACAGCAGUGCUCUUCCCAGUUCUUAAUGUUCUAGCACAUUUUAUGAAGAAGUGAUAGAUACAAGUAAAUCCA
This is a messenger RNA of Acomys russatus (golden spiny mouse), 448 nucleotides long. Its product is annotated as zinc finger protein 124-like. The record is from RefSeq and is a predicted model, not a curated record. Lineage: Eukaryota; Metazoa; Chordata; Mammalia; Rodentia; Muridae. Gene Ontology annotation, biological process: regulation of DNA-templated transcription. The transcript has 3 exons. The coding region runs from base 167 to 361 and encodes 64 amino acids.